Messenger RNA from Protopolystoma xenopodis, 663 nucleotides. Lineage: Eukaryota; Metazoa; Platyhelminthes; Monogenea; Polystomatidea; Polystomatidae. The record is from the annotation of a GenBank genome assembly.
GUUAACUACUCCUUUCACAAAUGGAAUGACAUUUUCAACUCAGAUUGUACCCAUCUGGUGAAAGCAAUUUCUCGUAACUCCUUGGUACAGAUAAUCUACCUGCCUUACAACCAUUUUGGCGAACCCGAAACCUCAGUUCAGCCUGCCCCUCAAGUACCUCCUGCGAAAGCUAAAGAUGGUUUGACUGGGCGAAGGUCACUGUCUGUGCGCUCACCUUCUAUGAAUCGAAACCUUGCUUACUUGGCUAGUAAACAAUGGAGUCCGGAAGAAGAUGAAUUUAUGUUGCGAGUCUCGCAUGAGUUGACCGCCGGCUCGAAACCAGAAGACAAUAUGGAGGCCGACUCCUCUGGGUCCACUGAGAAUGUAAAGACCAAUGAACCUAUACUCGAGUCGGCUCAGCGUCAGCUGAUACAUGUGGUCAUCGACCCCGACUUUGGACCCCAGCCAGACUGCUUUAUUCGGAUUCCGGCCUCAACACCACUUUACUUGUCCCGAGCGCAUGAAAAUUUGCGUCGGCGCUACGCCACAUCAGCCGGUCGAUCGCUGUGCCAGUACACACCUUGGGCUAUGAAUGCCUUGGCCCCUGAGCCAAUGCACACCAGGUCGUUAGCCUUCACACUGGAAACGGAUCGUGAGCUGAAAGCCUUUUCUCAGGUAAACUAG